AUAAUUCCAAACCAAACCAUGGGCUAAGUCCUACCCACUCCUCCUUCAUAUAUUGAAGAACCUAAAACACACAUUUUGUGCAAAAUAGCAUUUCCAAACCGCUUCAAUUUCAUUCUGCUUCAUAUCAAUUUUGGUAACCCAAAUAUUUUUAUGUUGAAGUGUGGCAAGAGACCAUUUCCAAUGAUCGGGAAGCUGUCGGAAUUGCUAGUUUCCGGCAACCGUGCCGGGUUUUUCUUCGACAUGGCCAAGACAAGCCCAAGAAGUCCAUUGGACCUCAAGAUGCAAUCUUCUAGCCCCAGAGGGUUGAAGAAUUAUGAUCUUGGUGGUGUUGGGUUGGGCAUAAUUGCUGCCUUGGAAAAGUCAAGCCAUAAUGGACGUGAGAUUUUGGCGAAGUAUGCGGUUUGUGGUCAAAACCUGAACCAAUCAGAGCCAAUUCCUGUAAGCUCUGCUCAAAACUGUGAUGGGUUUUCUACCAGGGUUCGCCAGGAGUUUGAGGAAGAUAGCUUGGAGAAUUAUACUUAUGUGACUCAGCGUGGACACAACAAGUCUUUCACUAGGGUUUACUAUGAUGGAGGUGACUGCAAAACCAGUUCCAUGCACCAUCAUGUGGAGGAUGAUUUGCAGACUUGUAAUGAUAACAAUCUUGCUUCUGUUUUUCCCACCUCGGAUUUUCUCAGUUCAUGCCAUUUGUGCAAGAAAAACCUCCAUGGCAAAGACAUAUACAUGUACAGAGGAGAGAGUGCGUUUUGUAGCACAGAAUGCAGAGCAACGCAGAUAAUGAUGGAUGAGCGCAAAGAACAGUGCAGAUCAGAAGCUUUAAGAUCUGUGGAAGUUUCAGGGUCAUCUUGUUCAAGAGAUCAAAUCUUCUCAACUGGGAUUCUUGUGAUUUAACAGUCAGUACAUAGGCGGCCUUACACUAAAUACAUAUAUAUGAGAAUUAUCAGCUUUUUGUUUACCUAUAAACCAAAAAAGUAAGAAGAAAAAAAAAGGAAAAUUUUGCCUAAGUUGUAAUCGAUCGACCUUUGUAUUCUGUGAUGACAACAGGAACAUUUUUGAAGAAUAAAGAACAAUUCUAUACUUGGAUUUCAGUUAAAUUUGGAAA
Messenger RNA from Prunus avium (sweet cherry), 1102 nucleotides. RefSeq names its product senescence-associated family protein, putative (DUF581). The record is from RefSeq and is a predicted model, not a curated record. Lineage: Eukaryota; Viridiplantae; Streptophyta; Magnoliopsida; Rosales; Rosaceae.